Alnus glutinosa is the source of this 3569-nucleotide messenger RNA. Its product is annotated as calcium-transporting ATPase, endoplasmic reticulum-type. Gene Ontology annotation, molecular function: ATP hydrolysis activity; P-type calcium transporter activity; ATP binding. Gene Ontology annotation, biological process: intracellular calcium ion homeostasis; calcium ion transmembrane transport. Lineage: Eukaryota; Viridiplantae; Streptophyta; Magnoliopsida; Fagales; Betulaceae. Bases 229 to 3381 code for a protein of 1050 amino acids. The record is from RefSeq and is a predicted model, not a curated record. The transcript has 8 exons. Gene Ontology annotation, cellular component: membrane.
UCCUACUCUUUACUUAUAUUCCUUUGUGUGUUUGACAAGGUUUUCAGUUUUCGCUCUCAGAGAGAGAGUGAACUCAAAGAAUUUUUCUUUGGGCUUUGCUUUGUCUCCAAGCCAUCAACUUUGCUGUUUACUUCCUCUUGUUGUUCAAAGGAAUUUGGUAUGAUUUCAAGAGAAUUUUGAUUAAAAUAUUCGUUUGGUGUGGAAUUUGAACUCCAAAUUGAUCCAUCAAUGGACGAGAAACCAUUCCCUGCAUGGUCAUGGUCCGUGGAGCAGUGUUUGAAAGAGUUCAAUGUGAAGCUUGACAAGGGUUUGAGCAGUUACGAGGUUGAGAAGCGGCGUGAGAGGUAUGGUUGGAACGAGCUCACCAAAGAGAAGGGCAAGCCGUUAUGGCGACUUGUAUUAGAACAAUUUGAUGACAUGCUUGUAAAGAUACUUCUAGUUGCAGCCUGUAUAUCAUUUAUUCUAGCUUACAUGCAUGGAAGCGAAUCUGGGGAGUCUGGAUUUGAAGCUUUUGUGGAACCCUUUGUAAUUGUCUUGAUUCUAGUCCUCAACGCCAUUGUUGGAGUUUGGCAAGAGAGCAAUGCCGAAAGGGCGCUUGAGGCGCUAAAAGAGAUGCAAUGUGAAUCUGGAAAGGUUUUAAGGGAUGAGUACUUGGUGCCGGACUUGCCGGCGCGAGAGUUCGUCCCGGGUGAUAUUGUGGAAUUGCAGGUUGGUGACAAAGUCCCCGCUGACAUGAGAAUUGCGGCUUUGAAAACGACGACUUUUAGAGUUGAGCAGAGCUCGUUGACUGGAGAGGCUAUGCCCGUUUUGAAAGGCACUGAUCCUCUAUUCAUGGAUGACUGUGAGUUGCAAGCUAAAGAGAAUAUGGUUUUUGCAGGCACAACAGUUGUCAAUGGGAGCUGUGUCUGUAUUGUUGUUAGUACGGGGAUGAACACUGAGAUUGGGAAGAUACAAAAGCAAAUACACGAGGCUUCUCUGGAAGACAGUGACACCCCUUUGAAGAAGAAGCUGGAUGAAUUUGGGAGCAGGCUUACUACUGCAAUUGGCCUUGUUUGCCUCGUUGUGUGGAUCAUAAACUACAAAAAUUUCCUCUCAUGGGAUGUUGUGGAUGGAUGGCCUACGAAUAUUCAAUUUUCCUUUGAGAAAUGCACCUACUAUUUUAAGAUUGCUGUUGCUUUAGCGGUUGCUGCCAUCCCAGAAGGCCUUCCUGCUGUUAUUACGACCUCUUUGGCUCUUGGUACGAGGAAAAUGGCACAAAAAAAUGCAAUUGUCCGGAAGCUUCCCAGUGUAGAAACCUUAGGAUGUACAACUGUGAUUUGUUCAGAUAAAACUGGGACUUUGACUACAAAUCAGAUGUCUGUGACAGAAUUCUUCACUUUGGGAGGGAAAACAACGGCUUCUCGAAUCUUUCGUGUUGACGGCACUACUUAUGAUCCCAAGGACGGGGGAAUUGUUGACUGGACUUGCUACAAUAUGGAUGCCAAUUUGCAAGCCAUGGCAGAAAUAUGUGCUGUUUGCAAUGAUGCUGGGAUCUUCUUUGAUGGCCGACUCUAUAGAGCUACGGGUUUGCCCACUGAGGCAGCUCUUAAGGUUUUGGUUGAAAAGAUGGGAGUUCCAGAUGCCAAGGUGAGGAACAAAAUUCGCGAUACACAACUUGCUGCAAACUAUUUGAUUGACCGCAGCAGGGUGAAAUUAGGCUGUUGUGAAUGGUGGGUGAAAAGAUCCAAAAGGGUUGCCACAUUGGAGUUUGAUCGCAUCCGCAAGUCAAUGAGUGUUAUUGUGCGGGAGCCAUCUGGGCAUAACCGACUUCUUGUCAAGGGUGCUGUUGAGAGUAUACUGGAGCGCACUUCUCACGUCCAACUUGCCGAUGGAUCCCUUAUUCCAAUAGAUGAACCUUGUAGGCAACUAUUGCUUUUGAAACUCCAGGAGAUGAGUUCAAAGGGAUUGCGUUGCUUGGGUUUGGCAUAUAAGGAUGAAUUGGGAGAGUUUUCUGACUACUAUGCUGAGAAUCAUCCUGCCCAUAAGAAGUUGCUUGAUCCAGCUUACUACUCCUCAGUUGAAAGUGACUUAGUUUUUGUUGGGGUUGUUGGUCUGAGAGACCCUCCGCGUGAUGAAGUUCAUAAAGCAAUUGAGGAUUGUAGAGGAGCUGGGAUUAAAGUUAUGGUGAUAACUGGAGACAAUAAAUCCACAGCUGAGGCCAUUUGUCAGGAAAUUAAUUUGUUUUUUAAAGGUGAGGAUCUUAGAGGGAGAAGUUUAACAGGUAAAGAGUUCAUGGCACUAUCGUCUCCACAACAAAUUGAAAUGUUGUCAAAACCUGGAGGGAAGGUUUUCUCGCGUGCCGAGCCUAGGCAUAAGCAAGAAAUUGUGAGGAUGCUGAAGGAGAUGGGGGAGAUUGUUGCAAUGACUGGAGAUGGAGUAAAUGAUGCGCCUGCUCUUAAACUUGCUGACAUUGGGAUUGCCAUGGGAAUUACUGGUACUGAGGUUGCAAAAGAAGCUUCAGAUAUGAUUUUGGCAGAUGAUAAUUUUAGUUCCAUUGUUUUGGCUGUCGCAGAGGGUCGGUCAAUUUAUAAUAACAUGAAAGCCUUUAUCAGGUACAUGAUAUCAUCAAAUGUUGGAGAGGUAAUAUCCAUAUUCUUGACUGCUGCACUGGGGAUACCAGAAUGUAUGAUACCUGUGCAGCUCCUGUGGGUGAAUUUGGUUACUGAUGGCCCUCCUGCAACCGCUCUUGGUUUUAACCCUGCCGAUGUUGAUAUAAUGCGGAAACCACCCCGCCGAAGUGACGAUGCUCUAAUACAUUCUUGGGUUCUUCUCCGUUAUUUGGUAAUUGGUUCCUAUGUGGGCAUUGCAACCGUUGGCAUCUUUGUCUUGUGGUACACUCAACCUUCUUUUAUGGGUAUCAAUCUCAUCAGUGAUGGGCAUACACUAGUUGAAUUAUCUCAGCUUCGCAAUUGGGGGGAGUGCCCGUCGUGGUCGAAUUUCACAGCGAGCCCAUUCACGGUUGCCGGGGGCCGCACGAUCUCUUUUACAGACCCUUGCGACUAUUUUUCCGUCGGCAAAGUGAAGGCAAUGACUCUAUCACUUUCUGUCUUGGUGGCAAUCGAGAUGUUCAAUUCCCUGAAUGCCGUUUCCGAAGACAAUAGCUUGGUGAAAAUGCCACCAUGGAGGAACCCUUGGCUUUUGGUUGCCAUGUCAGUCUCAUUUGGACUUCACUGCCUCAUACUCUACGUUCCCUUCCUGGCAGACGUGUUUGGUGUCGUACCAUUGACUCUGAACGAGUGGAUUUUGGUCAUUUUGAUAUCAGCACCUGUGAUUCUUAUUGAGGAGGUUCUUAAAUUUGUGGGGAGGAGUCAAAGGUGGAUGGCAAAGGAGAAGACAGAAUGAUAACAAAAAUUUCAAGCCCAUGAUUGGCGGGAAAGCAACUUCAUACAGGAGCUCGCAGAUGGACCAAACCAUUCAUUCAUAAAUUUAUUUUUCUGAAAGGUUGUAGGGUUUUAUAUGGAGGACACACCAGUCACGUUUGUUCAUAAACAUUAGAAAAAAAGAAAAAGAAAUUUAGAAGUAUCGUUUCA